Trichomonas vaginalis G3 is the source of this 525-nucleotide messenger RNA. RefSeq names its product transcription by RNA polymerase I. Lineage: Eukaryota; Parabasalia; Trichomonadida; Trichomonadidae. Gene Ontology annotation, biological process: DNA-templated transcription initiation. The record is from RefSeq and is a predicted model, not a curated record. Gene Ontology annotation, cellular component: RNA polymerase I complex. The coding region runs from base 1 to 525 and encodes 174 amino acids. The transcript has a single exon. Gene Ontology annotation, molecular function: nucleic acid binding.
AUGUCUGUUUUCGUUCAAGUUCGCGCCAAAGUUACAGUCGACAUCCCAGUUUGGAGAAUGGGAGGCCUUAAAGAUGCCACAAAGCUCAUUUUAUUAAAUAAAUUAUUAACAUACGAUGAUACUUUGGAAGGUGUUAUAUUAGGUAUUAAAAACACAAACCCAGAAUCACCAUAUUCUAAAUUUUAUGCAGAUACACCCGCUAUUCAUCAAACUAUUGAAGGAGAUUUCCUCGUUUUUAGACCAAAGCCUGGAUGCAUUCUCCCAGCUAAAGUCACAUUCGUAUCUUCAUCAUCACUUACACUUACAGUAUUAGGAUACUUCACAGGAAAUGUUGAAACGGCCGAAUUAAAGCGUGAUUGGACUUUCUCCAAGAAUAAUUGGAAGAAAGGAUCAGAUGAAUUUGCUGAAGGCGAUGAAGUUCAAGUUGAAGUUGUUCGUGCUUCGCCAUCUGUCAAUGGAUUAGACCUUACUGUGAAAGUUCUAUCCAAAUUAGCUACUGCCGUUCCAGAAAAUACAGAAGAAUAG